Messenger RNA from Meloidogyne enterolobii, 488 nucleotides. The record is from the annotation of a GenBank genome assembly. NCBI's taxonomy places the organism in Eukaryota, Metazoa, Nematoda, Chromadorea, Rhabditida, Meloidogynidae.
AUGAGUGAAAAUUUACAAGGUGUUGAUGAUGAUUUGGUUAGUACUUUAUGUUCUUGUUCUACUUUUAAUUUUGAAGAUUCUUUAAAUCGUAUAAAAUUAUUGGAGGUUGAAAAAGACAAGACAAAUUUGGCUUUUCAAUUAAUUUUGGCUAAACUUGAUUUGCAAAUUAAAGAUUUGGCAGAAGAUCGAGAUGGACAAAUCAAAACUUUAACUGAACGUAAUGCUGCUUAUAGUGAUGCUAAAUAUGAAGCGGAGAAAAAAGUGGAAAAAGACAAAACAAAUUUGGCUUUUCAAUUAAUUUUGGCUAAACUUGAUUUGGUAGGGGUUAACUAACUCAACAAAACAAAAUUCCUCUACAGACUACCCAACAAUGGAAAAUCAAACAUUAAUUAAACAAUUACAAAAUUAUUUGCAAAAAGAAGUUGAACAACAAAAAGAAAAAAUUAAAAGUUUGGAAUUGGAUAAAUUUAAAAAAGAAGAGGAAAUUA